This is a messenger RNA of Chlamydomonas reinhardtii, 2932 nucleotides long. RefSeq lists its product as uncharacterized. The record is from RefSeq and is a predicted model, not a curated record. The transcript has 6 exons. NCBI's taxonomy places the organism in Eukaryota, Viridiplantae, Chlorophyta, Chlorophyceae, Chlamydomonadales, Chlamydomonadaceae. Bases 226 to 1662 code for a protein of 478 amino acids.
CAUGGGGCGUGGGAGGCUUCUCCCACAUUCGGGCACUGCGGCCGUAGGUGAUACAACGCGUAACGUUGCAUUAGCUUGCAUAAACUACGCUCGAUUUGAACGAUUCCGCUAAGGCCGAGGAGAGAAGUGCGACGACUCGGUCGCUUGUUUACAACACUCAUACCCGAAGUGCGCCCGUCCUGCAAGCCCUAGUCCCAACAUAGCCAACAAGACCUUCGCAGCAAAAUGCCGCGCACUCCAUUCUCUCGCUCUGUGGCUAGCCAGCUUGCUUCGGCGCUGGAGGCCAACCUGACCCAGACCUCUGAGCCCUUCGCUGCCCCGCUAUGGAACGCCGCUCGCCCCCGCAUGAUGUCCACCAUCGCCCGGUCAGAGGGCCUGCUUGCGCGCAGCGCUGCCGCGCCUGUCGGUGCCCUGAAGCCGUGCAGCUGCGGCAAGGCGGUCUGCGCGGGCCACUGCUCAUGCGGCCGUGCCUUCUGCCCCGGCGGCCACAGCAACUCCCUCAGCACCUCGACCGCCGCUCAGAACCAGCCUGCUUGGGCCACUGAUGCUCGCGCCCCCGGCUUGGCUGAGCGCCUGGCGGAGGUGACCAAGCACUUCCCCACCUCGCUGUCCGUGGAUGACUUCAUGGCGCGUGUGGAGGUGGCUCUGGCCGGCUACGGCUUCACUGGCGACAACUCCAUUGCCAUGAGCAACUUGUGCCGCGAUGAGUCGUGCCUCAUCCUGGAGGACAAGAUUGAGGCGGCCUUCGGCUCGUGCUUCAGCACCCACGGCCUUGGCGGCGUGCUGACCUGCGGUGUGAUUGGCAUGAAGGCCGGCCUGUCACACUCGCCCGUGGUCGGGGGCAAGGAGCGCUACGUAUUCUUCUCCUUCCCACACAUUGCCAUCGAUAGCGACGGGAAGGUCGGCGCCGUCAGCCGCCCCAACCGCCCCGGCGCCAGCGCUGCCUGCGGUGCCCUGAUUGCGUGCAUGGGCGACCUGAAGCGCGACGGCUUGGAGGCCAACUGCAAGCAGCCCGGCGUGCACGACCCUCUGGAGCCCGAGUACUCCAUCCUCAAGCAGCGCAUCGCCCGCCGCCUAGCGUACGAGAAGAUCAACCCUCUGGACUGCUCGCUGGUGGACGUGACCAAGGCCGCAGAGCGCGUCAUCUCCGCUGACCUGGAGUACCUGAUCUCCAAGGCCGUGGACCCCAAGAAGGCCGACUACGCCGUGUUCACCGGCGUGCAGAUCCACAACUGGGCCGCCGACCUGAACAACACCGAUGUGCCGUCCCUGGAGUUCGUGGGCGUGGGCAAGAGCUACGUGGUGGUGAACGGCGAGAAGGUGCACUUGGACCUUGAGAAGGUGCCGGCUCUGUCGCCGCGCCAGCUGCAAAUCCUGGCCUCCGCCAGCGCAUCCGAGGGCAAGGCCGCCACCGCCGCCUCCACCGGCAAGCUGGUGCAGGAGAUCCCUCGCGAGUACCUGAUGAGGCGCCUGGGCGGUGCCAUGAGCCGCAGCCACUCGGACGGCGCCGCCCCCGCCUGGGGCAGCUACGUAAGAAAGGCCUCGCUUAACGACCCCCACGCCGGUGCUCCCCAGAUGGACCACCCCUUUGAGGCCACCGCGGCGCCGAAGGAGGACGCGGGCGCCAGCACCACCAGCUUCUUUUGGGGCAAGAAGAAGUAAUUUGCGCGUGUUAAUGGCGGGGUGGCUGUUGGCCUAUGCAAAGAUUUUGCUCAGGGGUUGACAACAUGAUAAGAUAUAGUGUCAUUAGGUUAGAUGUGCGUAUCCAUGUUCUCUGACUUGACAUGUACCAACUGUACAAAGAGACUCGGCAUAGCACUGGCUGGAAUGCUGGCUACAUAUGCAGGUAUUGUGCACAGGGAUUGGACCUUGACAAGCUAGUGCAGGAGUGAGGGAAGCACUGUGAGAGCUGCUAGUGACACGCAUUCAGCAGGGUGUACAUAUGCCGCAUGUACACCCUGCUGAAUGCGUGUCAGCUGUGUGAGAGAGUGAACCGUAGGAAGUGUAGUAAACCUAAAGUCACCGCAACUGUUAAGUAGGAGUAGGAGGCCUCGCUGGGCAUUGGAGGACCUCGACAAGUACGGCAAGCCCGCGUCUGAGAGACUGUGCAUGGGGCGUGGGAGGCUUCUCCCACAUUCGGGCACUUCGAUCGUAGGUGAUACAAUGUGUAACGUUGCAUUAGCUUGCACCCAGUACCUUUAAAUUCAACGUUGGGACAGUGGGACCCGGAGUGUCACGCAUGUAUUGAAUGCCCCGGGCCGCCAGCCGGAACAAUGGGGGACUAGUAAAUAGUGAUGCUGUGCAUACAUGGGGGCGGUUUAAAUCGUUCGUGACGUCGGGGAUUCACCCGCGUGGAUGGGAUGCGGUGCCCACACACCACCCCUUCCUCGCGCGUGGUGCUGAUGAUAAGAUUUUGCUUGGCUUGCCUGAAGACAAUGUGUCCCCGCCGGCCUCUCCUCAAUGUAUGGUUUUGCCGUCUGGGCUGCUUUGGUACUUUGGAAUGUGGACGUUGCGCUUUAGAGCCCUGCCAUAGGAGCCGGCCUUCGUAUUUGGGCCUCCGUGCCUCUUGGCGCCUCAUCACGAAUCAGACUUGCGAAAUGACUGGUGCUUUCGUUUGAUAGGGCGGUCCGUAGAGCAUUGGCCUGUUGUGCGGGGGUGCCGGCCCGCCAUCAAACGAUCUACCUGCAUUGCCUGGACUUGCGGCAGUGAAGCUGUAUGGUGAGGCGUUGGCGGGUUUUGCAUCUGGGUGCCUGGCUUGGCUUUGACUCACUAUGCGCGGAGUUGCUAGAAUCCAGACGGGGAGAGUAUGCAACCAACCUGGAGGUGGCAUUGUUCGGGGGCGGGAGUCCCUUGGGUUGAGUUCGUCCAGGCAGCAUUCGGUGCCCCUGCGUGCUUGCACGCUCGGGUUGUCCUCUCUUGUGGUACCGCAAUC